Phlebotomus argentipes is the source of this 1944-nucleotide messenger RNA. It is a transcript of the gene Fpgs1, whose product is annotated as folylpolyglutamate synthase, mitochondrial. Bases 134 to 1714 code for a protein of 526 amino acids. The transcript is spliced from 6 exons. The record is from RefSeq and is a predicted model, not a curated record. Lineage: Eukaryota; Metazoa; Arthropoda; Insecta; Diptera; Psychodidae. Gene Ontology annotation, cellular component: cytoplasm; cytosol; mitochondrion. Gene Ontology annotation, molecular function: ATP binding; tetrahydrofolylpolyglutamate synthase activity. Gene Ontology annotation, biological process: tetrahydrofolylpolyglutamate biosynthetic process.
CCGCCUGAUUUUCAGCUACAAUUUCUGCGACAGUUCGCUGCGAGAUCUGGACGUCACAAGUGCGAAAGCUAUCAUUGCGUCUGUGAGUAAAAAGUGGUGUGCUUGCGAGCGGGAGUUUUUGGUGGCUCUAGUGAUGCAUUCAGUGCUCAGCAUUGUGGGAAGUAGCAUCUGGUGCCGGAAGAUGGUCUUCGACGCGGCUAAAAGUGUAGGAAUCGUGAGAAGCCUUCACAUAGCAUCUGAAUCUCACUCAAUUGUGGAAAAUUAUGAGGAGGCUGUGAAGACCCUCAAUACGCUUCAGAGCAACGCUGAGACCAUCCAGCAAACAGUGAGGAACAGCAAUGAAUCUGAGACGUUGCGAUUCAAAGAGACGGAAAAGUUUUUGGACCGAAUUGGUGUUCCUCUUGAGCGUCUGGAUACCCUGUCUGUGAUCCACGUGGCGGGAACAAAGGGAAAGGGCUCAACGUGUGCUCUCGUAGAUUCAAUUUUGCAAUCUCAUGGCAUCAGAACGGGUUUCUUCAGCUCACCGCAUCUCAUCUCAGCUACAGAGAGAAUUCGUCUCAAUGGGAUUCCUAUCAGCGAAGAAAACUUCGUAAAGUACUUCUGGCGUAUUUACAACCAGCUGCGUAAAUCUCAAGAUCACGAUAAGGAUAUGCCCACAUACUUCAAAUUUCUCACUAUUAUGGCUUUCAAUGUCUUUUUGGAGGAGAACGUGGAUGUGGCUAUUGUAGAAGUGGGAAUAGGCGGAGAAUAUGAUUGUACAAAUAUCGUGAGACACACAAAAACAGUGGGAAUUACAUCCCUUGGUCUGGACCACACACAUAUCCUUGGAAAUUCCCUUGAAGAGAUUGCAUGGCAAAAAGCAGGCAUAAUCAAGCCAAAAUCGCACGUUUUCACUGUGAAUCAACCAUCAGGAUGUCUCGAAGUGAUUGAAAAGCGAGCUCAAGAAAAGAAAGCUAUUCUCACUGUGGUUCCUGAUUUCUCCACGUACACAUUUAAUCAUAUGCCCAGAAGUAAUGUGGAGACGAAAGUCCAACGACUCAAUACAUCUUUGGCAAUUCAGUUGAGCAACGAUUGGCUACAGCAUUAUCGAUUGACGCGUCUACCACGAAAAGUGAAUCUCGUAAAAAGCAUCUCUGAAGAAAUCUCAUUAGGAAUUGAGAAUACCCGUUGGCCAGGAAGAUGUCAGAUGAUUCCCUUUCAUAAGCGGAGAAUUUUUCUCGACGGAGCACAUACGGUGGAGAGUAUUCAAGUGUGUGCAGAGUGGUUCGCUGACAAAACAGUUAAAAACAAUAAUCCAAAGUGCCUAAUAUUUAACGUGACGGGGUGCAGAGAUAGCAAGAAACUUCUAAAGACACUUCUCGAAAUAGCUACCUUCAGCACAGUUUUAUUCACACCGAAUAUCGCCUCCAACAAAUAUCAUUCCACUGAUAACACGUCCGUUCUCACAAGCAGAGAUGAAGCUCUGGAAAAGUGCCGUAAAAACGAGAAAGAUUUGUUUGAUAUUAUCGCAGAGAAACACUCCAAGUAUGGUUUGAACGGAUUAAAUGGGCUAUCGAAGCUGCACUCUCAAGUUCUUAGCAGUGUCUCAGAUGCCUUUAUCUACUUGGAUGGCUUGCACGGCCGUGAAACAGAUGUUGAUGUCCUUAUUACGGGCUCUCUCUACUUAGUUGGUGCUAGUUUAUUGGCUCUCGAACAUGUCGAUGUUAAAAACUGAGAGGCUAGAUUCCAAUUGGCACACGCCACAAAUGCGAAACAUCUGCGCGGCACCAAUAGGAAGGUCACAAAAUCCUUGACUCCGCCUUCGACAUUAUCCUGCUAUGAAGACUUUGAAGAAAACAUGAGGAAAAUCGCGGAAAGGCGCAAAAAGAGAUGGAAAUCCUUUUUUCCAGCCAAAGUCAAUUUCAUCAAAUGACUUUAUCGUCAUUAGUAAAUUGUCUCGCCGAG